AUGGGAGAAGAAAAGGUCCAUCCUCAUCCCGAUUCCAUUAGCCGUAAUGAAGAAGAUAGCGAGAUAGGAUCUUACCUACUGAUUUCCUUUUUGAUUGGUAUAUUGGUAGUACCGAUUGUUAAUUAUGGACGAAAAGAAGAAUCUGAUAUUGGCGCUGUCGAUAUUGUUAUCGGUAUUAACAUAACGGUCAGAUUGGUGGGUGCAAUGGCACUUGUUUUUGCUUUUGUUUCGAUUUAUCAUCGUGAAAUGGAAUGGAUAAGUGGAAAAUGUUCCUCUCUUGUUAUCAAAACGAAACUGGGAUUUUUAUUAGUUUUUGGAUUAGCAAAAAUUAUUUUCAUUGUAAUCUAUGUCACAUUUUAUCUUAAAUGCAGAGAAAUGAUUUCAUCGGAAUUGACAAAUGUGAUAGCUGCUGAAGGCUUUACAAACAUAUUUUUUAUUAUUUUACAAUUGAUUUUUUUCAUGUAUGUUGGCCAAUAUUCGUUCAUCAGCAGACCGACAGUUAGAUAUGUUUCUUCACUUAUUGCAAUGGGGAACUUCACAGAUUUGUUGGUUUUUAUGACACUCAGUGUUAAUGGAAACAAGGACCUUAUAUUUGACAAAAACAAUACAGCUACCGUCAACUGCACCGGGUACAGUCCAAAUGUUGUAGAAAAUCUUAUAUCAGUAUCUAAUGAGUUCAGAGCUCCGAUUGGAGUGCAGUUUUCAAUUUUGGCAAUAACUCUUGCGUUCAGCAUGAAACCAGACACCGAAAAUCUUUUCAACAACUCAGACAAACUUUGCCUACAGUUCUCUUGGAAAACUCCAAAGUGUUUAGUGAAAAUUAUUAUAGUGGCGGUUAUAAUAAAUGUUCCUCUUUUGGUUUGUGCUCCUUUCAAGUUAGUGUUUCCAGAUAGCAAAACACAAUCCCUAAUAUGGCUAAGCUUAGUUUAUACGCAAAAGACAGCAAUUUUUGCAUGUUUAUUAGGAAUUAAUUACAAAAUAUUUAAGAAACUAAAACUGCGUAUAAAAAAUGUGGCACUGAAUGCAAACGAAACUGUGCUUCUAGUCAGUACCGUGGGUGUGGUCUCCUAUUUGGCAAUACAAAUGUUUUAUCAAGAGGAAAUCAACGGACUUUUAACUUCGAUUGCAAGCAUUAGUCUACUUUCCAUUCUUUACCAAGUAACCAUAAUUUUAUUCGGCAGGAGAAUGAUUCUCAUUGGAAAUGAAAUAUCCGACAUCCAUGUAAUACAACAACUGGUAGUGAUCCUGGUCUGCAGCAAUAUCUCUGUAUGGUUUAAUGAUUUUCUGUAUGGAUUAUGGGACAUGGCCAACGACAAUGUGCUAAGAGAUAGUCUUUUUAAGUACAUUGCUAUGAUACUUUAUCCUUUAAUUGCCUAUUACAGAUUUCAGUCGGCAAUGGAGCUCAUGGAGUUGUACCGUCAUAUUUCUUGA
Saccostrea echinata is the source of this 1431-nucleotide messenger RNA. RefSeq lists its product as uncharacterized. The coding region runs from base 1 to 1431 and encodes 476 amino acids. The transcript has a single exon. The record is from RefSeq and is a predicted model, not a curated record. NCBI's taxonomy places the organism in Eukaryota, Metazoa, Mollusca, Bivalvia, Ostreida, Ostreidae.